This is a messenger RNA of Periconia digitata, 3137 nucleotides long. NCBI's taxonomy places the organism in Eukaryota, Fungi, Ascomycota, Dothideomycetes, Pleosporales, Periconiaceae. The record is from the annotation of a GenBank genome assembly.
CUUCUCAAUCAAGUCUCGAUAACCAAUCUUCACACAUCACUCCCCACUAUGCUCAAAAGACUCGCGCAUACGAGGCAGUCGUCAUGGGUGUGUUCACGAUGCUUCCAGCAAUCGCAGCAACCUCGUCGAUUCAAUAGCAACUUCGGCGCAACCUCCAUCUCACGCGACCCAGAAUCCUCGCCUUCAGCAUCAAACCUGUUUGGCCUCUCCGCAAAGAGCACAAAGGAAGAUGAUCAAGCGCUCCGCAAAAUCUUCGACGAUGCCGAUUUCUGGGCUGACUCUCGCCGCGCCUCGAAGUCAGGUAAACCGACCGGUAUUGCGGGUAACAAGUUUCUGAGCCAACCUGGAGGCUUCAAGGAGUUCGCAGACAUCACACUGCAACGAUGCAGCGCCGCCGUGGAGAAGGUCAGUCGGGCCAGCAGUAUUAAAGAAUACAAGGGUCUGGUGAAGGACCUAGACCGGUUGAGUGAUCUCCUGUGCAGUGUCAUAGAUCUGGCAGACUUCGUUAGGAGCACUCAUCCGGACCGGCGGAUGCAAAUGGCAUCCCACAACGCAUAUGCGAUGACACUUCAGUACAUGAACAAGUUGAAUACCACUACCAUCUUGAACGAUCAGCUGAAAAAGGCUGCCGGGAUUCCGGAGGUAUGGAACAGCUGGAGCGAGCAAGAGCAGGUUGUGGCAAAGAUAUUGAUGGCAGACUUCUCGCGUAGUGCUAUCGAAAUGCCCGAAAGCGCCAGACAACAGUUUGUGGAUUUGAGCGGCGAGAUUGCGCAAGUUGGCACCGAGUUUGUAGAGCAGAUGGGUCCACAGACUGCCUACCUGCAGUUUGACUCGAGGAGGAUGAAGGGUUUCCCACCGAACAUGGUACAAGCAUUGACCACAUAUAGAAAGACCAGGAUUGGUACGAUGAAUCAUGAGGCGCAGGUCGCACUCAGUCAUGUUGAAGAUGCGGAAGUUCGGAGAGAACUGUACAUGGCAGUGAGGACAGCGGACAGACCGAGCAUCGCCAGGCUGGAGAAAAUGCUGAAGAAGCGCGCUGACUUGGCGAAGCUCUCUGGAUACGAAACGUUCGCACAUAUGGCCUUGGAGGACAAAAUGGCCAAGAGCCCGGAAGCUGUGAACCAGUUCUUAGGUGCAUUGGCACAGGAUAGCAAACAUCAAGUCAGCGCAGAACUACAGGAGUUAUUGGAGCUGAAGAAGGCAGAUGCUCAUUUGGAUAACAACCCAAAUCAGAUCAAUGCCUGGGACAAGUUCUAUUACAGCCACAAGGUGCUCUCGGGUAUGAACAGUAAACUGCGGACACCAGAUUUUCUUUCGGCAUACUUCUCGAUCGGAACUGUCAUGCAAGGUCUUUCACGGCUUUUCGAUCGUCUAUACGGCUUGCGUCUCGUUCCGCGCCACACCCAACCUGGGGAAGUAUGGGAAGAAGACGUGAGACGUCUAGAUGUCGUUUCUGAUACCGACGGGCACGUCGCCGUACUCUAUUGCGAUCUAUUUUCACGUCCAGGCAAGACACCGAACCCCGCGCACUUCACCCUUCGCUGCUCCCGUGAGAUCUCAGCAGGAGAAGUCGAGGAAAUGACACAUAUAGAACACAACUUCCCACCAAAUCUUUUUUCUUCUCCACUCGAGAUCGCUACUAGCGGCAUGGAUGCAUCAUUCAACAAGAAGACGGGUUCACAUUUCCAGCUGCCAACGAUUGCACUCAUCUGCGACUUCUCGAAACCUCAACAUCGACGGCCUACUCUCUUGAACUUCAACGACGUCCGCACUCUGUUCCACGAAAUGGGUCACGCAUUGCAUUCCUUCCUAGGCCGUACAGCCCUACAGAAUGUGUCAGGUACACGCUGUGCCACAGACUUUGCAGAACUACCAUCAGUCUUAAUGGAACACUUUGCUACCUGCCCAAGUGUGCUAGGCCUCUUCGCUCGCCAUUGGGAAACGGAUGCCCCAUUGCCCGUGGCCGCCCUCGAAAACCGCCUGGCGAUUGACAUACGCAUGCGGCCCGCCGAAACGGAAGCCCAAAUCCUCCUCGCCAUGCUCGAUCAAGCAUAUCAUUCGAGCCUGCCACUCUCUCCGGACUUCUCGAGCACAGAAGUGUACCAUGAUGUAUACAACACGUACGCGUCUGUCCCUGAACCCGCCGGCACAGCGUGGCAGGGCUUCUUUGGUCACCUCUACGGCUAUGGUGCUACGUACUACAGCUACCUCUUUGACCGCGCCAUUGCAGGCAAGAUAUGGACCGAUGUGUUUCAAAAAGACGGCAAACACAGCAGUAUAGACCGCGAGAACGGCGAGAAAUACAAGGAGGAGGUGCUUAGAUGGGGUGGUGGGAGAAGUGGGUGGAAAUGCAUCGCAGGAGUACUUGGGGAUGCUAAGUUAGCAGAAGGUGGGGAAGUGGCGAUGAAGGAGGUUGGCAAGUGGGGCGUUAGAGAACCAGGUGAGAAAUAGAUGGGCAGUGGAGAAGCAAGAGCGACAUAAUUUUUUGCCCAUUCCUAGUACAAGGUGAGGGCAGGCGGACGACAUUUUCCUCUUAGUUGUCUAGUUUCCUCGUGUACAUAGAGAGUUUACCAUUCCUUGUAACAUUAGGUACAUACAACUUAUAGGUACAUGAAAACACGUACACACAGAGAGAGUGACACGAAUCGCAAAAGUCCCCGCUGUGGUGUCGUGGUAGACCAGCAUAUGUAUUCUCUGGAUAUGUAUGCCAAUCUUUGCUCACCCCAGUGUGCAGUUCUUCGACCACACCCUCGAAACCUUAAAACUUCGCCCCCCUGAUCAAAGCACAACAUUCAACCAUCUUACGAUUUUUGAUUUCAUGAACUACAACCUUUGUAUCAAGUAAAUGAAGAAGAAUGAACAGGUCAACAUCCACAAGCUCAACCCCCCGCCCUCAACAACCCCACCUACUCUCUCCCCCUAGAUACAUUCGAACCCCGGAAAGAACAGAAAAUCUAACCAAAGAUUGAAAAGUGAAGAACCAAGUUGUCUCCAGCCUUACAUAGUCUUACCCAUACCACAGCCCACACAACUCAACGAAGAACCAUCCGUCGUCACUCCUAACCAUCCAUCGUGUGUUGUACUAGCCAGCCACUCGUCGACCUUCCAUCGAUCUCCGCAAAGGUCUACCUGCCUAC